AUGGAGAACUACCAGAAACUCGAGAAGAUUGGCGAGGGCACGUAUGGCGUGGUCUACAAGGCCCGCGACCUCGGCAACGGCGGCCGCAUCGUCGCCAUGAAGAAGAUCCGCCUCGACGCCGAGGACGAGGGCGUGCCCUCCACGGCCAUCCGCGAGAUCAGCCUGAUGAAGGAGCUGCGCGACCCCCACAUCCUGCGCCUGCUCAACAUCGUCUACGUCGACAGCCACAAGCUGUACCUCGUCUCCGAGUUCCUCGAGCUCGACCUCAAGAAGUACAUGGACGCCCUGCCCGAAUCCGACGGCGGCCGCGGCCGCGCCUUCCCCGUCGGCAUCGGCCCGGGGCUCAGCCGCCUCGGCCUCGGCGACAUGAUCAUCAAGAAGUUCAUGAGCCAGCUCUGCAAGGGGGUGCGCUACUGCCACGGCCACCGCAUCCUGCACCGCGACCUCAAGCCGCAGAACCUGCUCAUCGACCGGGACGGGAACCUCAAGCUCGCCGACUUUGGCCUCGCCCGCGCCUUCGGCGUGCCCCUGCGCACCUACACGCACGAGGUCGUCACCCUCUGGUACCGCGCCCCCGAGAUCCUGCUCGGCGGCCGCCAGUACUCCACCGGCGUGGACAUGUGGUCUGUGGGCUGCAUCUUUGCCGAGAUGUGCACCCGCAAGCCUCUCUUCCCGGGCGAUUCCGAGAUUGACGAGAUCUUCAAGAUCUUCCGACUGCUCGGCACUCCCACCGAAGAAAUCUGGCCCGGCGUGACCUCAUACCCCGACUUCAAAUCGAGCUUCCCCAAGUGGUCGCGCGACCUUUCAAAGCCAAUAUGUACGAAUCUCGACGACGUCGGGCUGGACCUGCUGGAGAUGAUGCUGGCCUACGAUCCCGCCGGCCGCAUAUCUGCCAAGCAGGCUUGUAAUCACCCAUACUUUGAGGAGCAGUUGGAAUAG
Thyridium curvatum is the source of this 939-nucleotide messenger RNA. RefSeq lists its product as uncharacterized. The coding region runs from base 1 to 939 and encodes 312 amino acids. Gene Ontology annotation, biological process: protein phosphorylation; regulation of G2/M transition of mitotic cell cycle; signal transduction. The record is from RefSeq and is a predicted model, not a curated record. Gene Ontology annotation, molecular function: cyclin-dependent protein serine/threonine kinase activity; ATP binding; cyclin binding. The transcript is spliced from 3 exons. NCBI's taxonomy places the organism in Eukaryota, Fungi, Ascomycota, Sordariomycetes, Thyridiales, Thyridiaceae. Gene Ontology annotation, cellular component: nucleus; cytoplasm; cyclin-dependent protein kinase holoenzyme complex.